Molecule: messenger RNA, 2694 nt
Organism: Cyprinus carpio (common carp)
Lineage: Eukaryota; Metazoa; Chordata; Actinopteri; Cypriniformes; Cyprinidae
Product: protein hinderin-like
Exons: 11
Coding region: 85-1824 (579 amino acids)
Source: RefSeq, a predicted model, not a curated record
GUGAAUGUUAUCCAAUCACACUAACCAGAGAUGAAAAAGAGGAGGAGCUCCUGCGCGUAAUCGGCAAGUGGCGGUUGUUUCAGUAUGGCGUCUGUUGCUGAGGGCGCAAAUGGUGAUGGAUUUUACUGGAUUCAUGACAAAUCAGAUGAAGAGCAGCCCAUGGUUUUUGUUUCAGGGAUGAGCAAGAAUGCCAGUCUGAAGGCUGGGUCUGCAAAUAAUACAGAGGGAAAGAUAAAAAUGAGAGCUAUGGAUAAAAGUAGGAAAAAAACAGGAUUGCAUUUGGCAAUGCAAAGUGCUGAGAUGGUGGUGGGUAAAGCUUCAGAUCAGAAGCGGCCUUCUGUUGAAGCCAAACCCAAGAUCACUACACCUGCACCAGAACCAGAUCUGCCUCCUCUCCCUUCAGCUCAGCCUCUCUUCAGCACUGCUCUAGCCAGAAGUAAGCCAUCAUUGAAGGAUCUCUGCCCAGAGGACAAGCGUCGAAUUGCAAAUCUCAUCCAGGAGCUGGCCAGAGUCAGUGAAGAAAAAGAGGAAUCUGUGCAGAAACUCAGGGAUGAACAGGAGACGUUUGAGAAAAAAAUCCAACAUCUAGAGCAAAAAAACCAACUCAUCAUACAAGAGAGAGAAAGCCUGCAGCAGCAGUACCGAGAGUGUCAGGAGCUGCUGGGACUCUAUCAGCAGUACCUCUCCCAACAGCAAGAGAAACUCAACAAGUCUAUCACCCUGCUCAAUCAGUCCUGCUCCCACAGCAAGAUUCCUUGCAGUGAGGGGGCGCCCAGGAGGUCUUGGGGUGGAAGAGGAAUUGCUUUAGAUGGAUCUUACUUGGACCUCCCUUCAUCAGGAAGCAAAACUGAGAGAGGCGGGUCAGUUGAGUAUGCUCAUUCUUUCUCAACGGGACCAAUCUGUGCACCCUCCAGCAGCGUCCAGAACUGCGAAAUCCAUGACCGGCACACCAAUCACAAUUCUGAAGGUGGACGUAGUGAUCCCAGCUUCUCUAACAGGGAGCCCUCAGCCUAUGAUGCCCUGAGGCUGAGUGGCAUCUCUGAACCCAAGUGCUCUCAUCAGUGCCACAUAAUGGAUAAUGACAGCGUGUGUGGUGCUAAUCGAACUGGUCGAGCAUCACCACCUGGUCGGGACAACUGGGAGGAGAAACAACAAUGUCUGCUGCUGCAGAAGAAACAGCUGGAGAUUGAGAGGGAGAUAAUUCAAGCUCGGUUGGCUCAACAGGAAGAGAAACUUUUGCUCCAGAACCAGCAGCUCCGCCAGUCAUACCUUCAGUACAGCAAGCUUCAGCAAGCGACCACAACAGACUUAGAGAAACCCCUAAAUGGAGAUAGCAGUUUUAAUGAGGGUCCACAGUCAGGUUUUGUAAUGGAUCAGUUGACACGCAGUGACGAAAUAAAAGGAGAGUCACACACUUUACAAGAAAAUGUUGAACAACCGUUAAGUAACGUACAGUCACAGCAAUACACAUCAAGUAUUGAGGAGCCUGCACCCAAGCUUUCACAAGAGAUCUCCAUUACCAGGAAGGAUAUGGCCACCUCUCCUGUGGUUCCACAAAGCUUCCGGACAUCUGCUCUUCCACGUCUUGGCUUUCCCAGCACUCCACAGGCUUCCAGGUUGGACGACUCUUUGAUUGAGCUGUUGGACAUUUUCAGCCCUGCAUCCAACUCAGAAAGGUACCGAAACAGUCAGUCAUCAUGGAGGAGUUCCGUUGCCCCUCAGUCCUCUCAGAAGACCCUUCUCUCUCCUUUCGGCCCCAGUCGGUCCUCUCUGCAAGACCUGGAGGAGAGUGAGAUCUUAGAAGACAUCUUUUUCAUCUGUUGAAGGGUUAUAAAGGCGAUUCAGGUUGAUUGUUGGAAUAAUUGAAUUUGAAUGAUCAUUAAUUAUUCAUGUGCUCUUAAUUCUGCCUUUUAAAUGUGUUUAGUGUCUUGAAAUAAUUAUGGUCUUAAUUUUAAGAUAAUAAAUAAAAGGUUUAUUUUUGCCUUAAUAAAAUGUUUAUUAAUAAAUGGUGUUUAUUCAGUCACAGAUGGUUGGACAGCACUUCCAUUAAAGUCCACAGGCUUUCCAAAUAACUAACUUGGCUACGUAUAUGUAUAAAGAGAUUCUCAAGAACAGUUGCUGUCAUCUGUUACGUGUUAUCCCACUGUCAUCUUGAGGAAAUGAGAAAUUCUCGCAAGAGUGACUAGUCAUUAAGAUGUAUUUCUAGGAAGUGCUGUGUUUUCCACAAUAAUCAUUAGUCACUGAGUUUUCUGCAUAUAUUAACAAAUAUUCUUUUUUUCCUACAGGGGGUGUAGCCCAUUUUUAAAGCCUCCCCUCACUCUCCUAUUCCCCUGCUUUUCCAAUAUAUACAGCAUAUAUGCUUUGAUACUUCAAACUCGAUCUGGGAGCAUCAGUAUAUGCAAUGGGAUUCAGCCAAACAUCGCUCCAGGGCUAUUGGUCUAAUUUGAUCUGAAGUGUUGUAAAGAAAGUUUCAGAGAUGCGCCCGUGUGUGUGUGUAAACCCUCCGCCUUUGAAGUGGUUUCAGAGUACAUCAGUCGUGCCACAAAUCCAUAAAAAGAGAGAAAGAGAUAAAAACAACUCAUAAAAUGGCUUGUAUAGAAAUACAGCAGGAAAUGGGACAAGCAUAAUGCUGCUUUAUUCUACACUGUGCUUUAUUACUGGGCUUAAGCGGAAACGCGUCAUUCAGUAAAAUUA